UGAAGCGGUCACAUGCACCUAAAAAUAAUCAAUUUCAACAUUGCUUCAAAAUGUCUGUGCUUAUUAUUUUAGUCAGCUGUUUCGCUCUGGCUAAUGCAGCCGAAAAAAAUGUUCAUGAGAAGAGACACACAGGCAACUUUCGCAGGUCCAUUUCACAAAAAGGGCGCGAAAAUUUAGUGAUUCUAAAGACGGUGGAGGAUGUUACAGAGAUUCAAUGUUUACAUCGUUGCAAUCUUCAUACAGAUUGUGAUUCUGUAGGAUUUGAGUUGUAUGAUCAAGAAAGAAUUGGGGAAUGCUUGCUAUUAGGAAAGCAUGCUAAGAAAGAAGAUGACAAGGGGUUUGUGAUGAAAGAGCAAAAUGAAGGAAAUAUGGAAUUUCUUGACAAAAUUAGCGUUUAUCCAUACCACAGCUGCAAAGAAGCAUAUUCUAAUGGCGAAACAAAAAGUGCUGUGUAUUUUUUGGUAGAUAUUGGAUGGCAUUACUGCAACAUGGAAAGUUUGGGAAAAUGUGGAUCUGGAGGAUGGACAUUAGCAAUGAAUGUCGAUGGCGAACAGGCGACAUUCGAAUACUACUCGCUGUUUUGGACAAACGACGCCGUGUAUAAUAUGAAACAAAGUUUAUCCAAUCCUCUCGAAACUGAAGCAAAGUUUAAAGCAUUUUCAACCAUGCCCUUCUCCUCGAUUUGCUUGGGUAUGACCGUCGAAUCACGGACAAACUACAUUAAAUUUGACGAGGAAUUUGACUCCUUGCAGCAGCUUUUCACAACAGUAAACAAAACUAACGUAAAAAGAACAACGGCUAAAGAAAAAGACUGGAGGGAGUUAAUCCCAAAUUCUUUCCUUCAAUCUAAAAUCGUAGUUCAAGGUUUUAAUAUUGAAGGGGAAGUUACGAGCGUUCGUCUUGGUGUACUGGCCAACAAUAUCGGUAAAGGGUGGACACAGGACACUUGGACAGAUACUUGGCUUGGUGUUGGGUGUGAACCAGCAGUGUGUACAGAGUUGCCAAUAUUUACUGCUGGAAAUGGAUGCUGCUUAAAAAGUUUUUGUAACAAUACACACAUCCCUGCGAGAGCACUUUUAUACAUCCAAUGAAACGUUCUACAUCAACAAGUGUAAAAUAAUGACUGCUUAAAUACUGUCUGAGCGUGAUUAGGCGUUGCUUCGAGAUUUAAUUUUUUUAAAAAAGUAAUCAUAGGUUUUUUUUGAUGAAGAAAGUUUCGCAAGAAUUAAUUCGCGAUUAAUGGUUUAUGUCGGCAAAAAAAUGUUGGGUGAUAAAAAUUUAAGUCACCGAGCCAGAAUUUUUACCAGUGAGGUAAGCAAUAGAAAAAGCAAACGUAAGAUCACUUUUGACGAAAUAUUAUUUAUCUUUUACACCAAACUCGAGUUUUCAAAAGCGCAUAUUUUAGCCUCAGGUCAACCUUGUCCCCGGGAAUAAUUUUCACUUUUUCAUAUUGGAAGGGCGUUUAAGAAAGAAGCACUGGUUGGAGCUAAUGAAAAUAACCAUUUCUCAUGGUUAUGUUUGAAAAAGGUCUUACCUAUCCAAACAUUUACUACACAACACUUGUAGAUUAUCGAGAAGCAGCGUUUUACUGCCGCGUGUAAGAAAAAUGCUGCGUUGAUUCUUACGUUUUAAACUUAAAAGACAUAAACAACUUACCUUGAACAAGAAUAAAAUGUGCUAAAAUGUGAAUGAUAUAAUUAAUGGGUUCAAUGCUCUUGUUGUCUUGACUACUUGAUAUGGAAAGUUUAUGUUAUAUCAGUUGCUAAUAUUGUAAUUGUGGUUAGCCCCCUUAAUUUAACCAUUGAGGACCAAAAAAAUGUUUUACUGGAAAGGUUGACAUAUGAAAAGAAAGAGGAGCAUAGGAAAUUAUUUCAACAUUGACAACAAUGUUGACCGUGAGGAUUUUACUGAAAAAAUAUUGUGCAGAAAGAUGACAUUCAUCUGUCUGCAUGUCAUCCAGAAGUUCUUUUGUAGAAGGAACAUUAUUAAAAUCUUUACAUCCACUUUAUACAAUAAGAUCCAGCUAGGUAACUAAGGUUGAACCAACUACACUUUCCUAAAAAACAUUUGGUUACUUUAGGGGAAGAAACUUUCGCGAACAGAAACUUUCGUGAUUUUUAGCCUAAGUUGCGAAAGUUUAUGUUUGCAAAAAUUUGUUAUUUUCUUUCAAUUCGCAAAAGUUUUAGGUAACCGGAAAAAUUAGGCUUGAGGGUGGGAAUUAAAAACUUAUGUAACAAUCUUUUUUUUCUUUUCACAAAAUAUUUUACAUACUUUCCUUGAAAAAUUUACAUGAAAGAAUGAAAGCCCGUUUUAAUCUAUUUAUAAGUAAUUUUUUCAUUCUGUCCUUGAUUUUAGCUUGAGCUUAUUUUACUAAAAACAUCUAGCAUCAUUCUUAUGUCAUUUUUUUUAGUCUGCUUGUUUUGAUGAACAACUUUUCUUUUUUCUGCCUUUUGCCCUCGAUUAAAGCCUUUCGGGAGACGGAUAGAUUCUGAGUCAAUAUUUGUUACAAAGCAGUCCAGUAUUUCCUCAUCUUUUAGCUCGGUAUAUUUUUUCUUGAC
Molecule: messenger RNA, 2558 nt
Organism: Hydractinia symbiolongicarpus
Lineage: Eukaryota; Metazoa; Cnidaria; Hydrozoa; Anthoathecata; Hydractiniidae
Exons: 3
Coding region: 51-1091 (346 amino acids)
Source: RefSeq, a predicted model, not a curated record